This is a messenger RNA of Fusarium poae, 573 nucleotides long. RefSeq lists its product as uncharacterized. Lineage: Eukaryota; Fungi; Ascomycota; Sordariomycetes; Hypocreales; Nectriaceae. The transcript has 4 exons. Gene Ontology annotation, cellular component: Golgi membrane. The record is from RefSeq and is a predicted model, not a curated record. The coding region runs from base 1 to 573 and encodes 190 amino acids. Gene Ontology annotation, biological process: retrograde vesicle-mediated transport, Golgi to endoplasmic reticulum; protein retention in ER lumen.
AUGAAUGCGCCAGAGCCUGAGCAGACCCCCUUCGAGGCUGUCAGUGUCCACACUUCAAAGAUUCAGCGAAAAUACCAAGCUUUGUUGGACCAGUCAACCCCUUUCGUUCUCUACAGAUGGAUCGGUACGGUUGUCUGCCUCAUGCUUUUCUUCCUGCGAAUCUUGGUUGCGCAGGGCUGGUACAUCGUUGCCUAUGCGCUCGGCAUCUACCUUCUGAACCUGUUUCUUGCUUUCCUGCAGCCCAAAUUCGAUCCUUCCAAUGAAGAGGCCGACAAUGAUAUGGAGGAUGGCUCUGUAGGCACCCUACCUACCAAGUCCGACGAGGAAUUCAAGCCCUUCAUCCGCCGACUUCCCGAGUUCAAGUUCUGGUACUGGGCCACCCGCGCCAUUGUCAUCGGCUUUACCUGUAGUUGGUUCGAGGUCUUCAACGUGCCAGUUUUCUGGCCCGUUCUGGUCAUGUACUGGUUCAUCCUUUUCUUCUUGACCAUGCGCAAGCAAAUCCAGCACAUGAUCAAGUACCGCUACGUCCCCUUCACCGUUGGCAAGAAGAACUACGCCAAGAACAGUUCGUAA